This is a messenger RNA of Aphis gossypii (cotton aphid), 1680 nucleotides long. RefSeq lists its product as uncharacterized. NCBI's taxonomy places the organism in Eukaryota, Metazoa, Arthropoda, Insecta, Hemiptera, Aphididae. Bases 500 to 1528 code for a protein of 342 amino acids. The transcript is spliced from 3 exons. The record is from RefSeq and is a predicted model, not a curated record.
CGCGUACACACUAGCGUAACAAAACAGUGAACAUGUAACACGUAACAAUGUUUGUGUGACAUAAGAGUGUAACAAAUCAUCGAACUUGUAUCAUACUUCUGUAACAAACCACCGAUCCGCCGAUUGUCGGUAUUUUGGCGAAACAUCAAAGGGUGAUACGCGUUCACGUUACAAUAUGUAUGGACGAAAUGACGAACAUAAUCAUGUAACACCAUACGAAUAUAGCAUACAAACAUACAUUAUUUUGUAUCAAAAAUUAAUAGAAUAUAUGCCUAUAUAAUAUCGAUAUUCGAUUGUCGAAAUAACUAUUUAUAACUAUACUAGUAUGAUAUUAUUGUUAUAAUAAUGUCAUGCAUAUUAAUAUUUAUAAAUAACCACCAAAUUGCAGCGUACAUUUUAUUUUCCAUUUUAUCAUAAUAACAUCCAUUUAGUUGACGAUUAACUUCCUAAGACAAACCAUAGUCCUUUAAUACCUAUCGUUUAAAUACAUUUUGUAACUAUGAUAGAUUGGACAAAUGAAAAUGUAUUAAAACUUAUUGAAGUUUAUCGUAGUAAAGAAAUAAUAUGGAACCCUAUGAACAAAAAUCAUUUUAAUAAGAUUUUGAAAAAUGAUGCUUGGAAUGAAAUCGCAAGUGAAUUGUCCGAUCAUAUUUCAACUACAAUCACUGCAAAUGAAUGUAAAACUAAAAUUGUGACAAUACUUGCUGCAUAUAGAAGGGAAAAAAUGAAAAUACGGAAAAGUAUAGGAACCGGUUCAGGUGCUGAAGACGUGUAUAAGUCAUCGUGGUUCGCAUUUGAAAGUUUAGAAUUUUUAAAAAACAAAGAUACUCCUCGACAAAGAAGAUGCACGAUGUCCGAUGAUAAUGAUCCAACCGAAAUUAACCAAAUUCCUACUGAAGAACUACAAAUUCAUUCUAAAGAAACACAAAUUACCUCAGAAAAUCAAGGUUCAUCAACACAGCCAUCAAAAAAAAAAAAAAUUAUCAAAGAAGAUGGUAGACUAGAUAAAGCGUUCAAAAUUCUAGAGUCGGCGGCAUCAGCCUCAGCCGUAAAUAAUGAAAGUCAAUCAUUUGGACAGUUUGUUGGAAGUAAAUUAGAAAAAUACAACCAACAAGUUAGAAGUAUUGUUCAAUAUGAAAUAUCAAAUAUUUUAUUUAAAGCAGAUUAUGGAUAUUUUAAUCAACAACAAUUAACAUAUCAAAAUAAUCACUACAUUUCUGAUCCAUCAACUCAUAAUUAUAAUUAUCAUUCGCAAAGUUAUCCAAUGAACAUGCAUUCUUCUUCACUGCCAUACUCAUUUCCAACUCAUGAUACUAAUAUUACAUAUACACCAGUACCACAAACAUCUCCAGCUACAUUUACACCAGUACCACAAACAUCUCCAGCUACAUUUACACCAGUACCACAAACAUCUCCAGCUGCAUUUACACAAUCAUCUCCAGCUAAAUUUACACAAACAUCUACACCAGUUCCGUCACCCGCAAAUACAUUUACUUCUGAAGAAUUGGAUUUCAGUGAUAUUAUGUAAAUGCAAUUAUUAUUUAAUUCUGUGAAAAAGUUAACAGUUUAUUUUAUUUUUUACUUUUAACGAGGGUUUUUUUAUUUUAUUUUUUAACUUGAAAUAUUUUGUAUUUUGUUGAUUUUUUAUUAAAGGUGAUUUUUUUUUGUUUAUUUAUUUAA